AUGUCUAUGUUAGCUGAACCACGGCGAAAACAGAAAAUAAUCAAUCUCCGCGCUAAAAAUAAUGCGUGGAGCAAUGAUACAAACAAGUUUGGACAACGCAUGUUGGAGAAAAUGGGUUGGAGUGCUGGAAAAGGGUUAGGUGUAAAAGAAAAUGGAAUAGUUGAACAUGUGAUCGCUAAAUACAAGAAUGAUGACAAAGGUCUUGGUUAUGAAGAUAAAAAUGACCAGUGGACCAAGCAUGACGACGAUUUCAAUGCUUUAUUAGCGAAUUUAUCAAAUGAUAAAGAUGAGACUAAAGAAGUCUUGCAUAGUGGAGUUUCAUUAGAAACUAAAUCAAAGAAAAGUAAAGCACGUAUACACUAUCAUAAGUUCACUCGAGGUAAAGAUUUAUCAAGGUACAGUGAGAAAGACCUUGCCAAUAUCUUUGGAAAAAAAAGCUUCAAGGAAGAAACCGUUCUAGAUAUUGGCAAGGAAGAAAUAGAAUCAACUGAGAAAGUCUUUACUGAAAAGGGCAGCAUGGAAGAUUAUUUUAAAUCAAAAAUGUCUGCUUUGAAGUCAAAAAUAAUAUCAAGUGAUGUGAACUGUGAUGAAAACACUGAUUGUCCAGAUUUUGUAUUCCAAGGGUUUUCUUGCACAAAAGAAGAUGGAGAUAAUAUAGUAGAGGAAAAAGAAUCCUUAUUUUAUAAUAAUUCUGAUAAAAAUAAUGAACAUGUUCAUGAUGAUAGAGAAGAAAAAUCAACUAAAAAAAAGAAAAAAAGAAAAAGUAAAAAAGAAAUCUCUAGUCAAGAUAAUACCGAGAGGGAAUAUUUUGUUCCUCAAGGUUCUAAUGAUAAACAAGACAAAAUCUUUUCAAGUGACUCCCUGAAUGAAUUGGAGGAUACAGUUUUGUUAAAAAAGAAGAACAAACGUAAAUCAAAGAAAAAGGAUAAAAAAGCGGAUUUAUUAGACGUUUCGGAACAAAUACUAGCUGAUAGUAGUGUCAAAGAUAAUCCUUUGCCUAAGAAGAAAAAGAAGAAAAAUAAAGAAUUUUAA
Molecule: messenger RNA, 1032 nt
Organism: Pieris macdunnoughi
Lineage: Eukaryota; Metazoa; Arthropoda; Insecta; Lepidoptera; Pieridae
Source: the annotation of a GenBank genome assembly